Molecule: messenger RNA, 404 nt
Organism: Meloidogyne enterolobii
Lineage: Eukaryota; Metazoa; Nematoda; Chromadorea; Rhabditida; Meloidogynidae
Source: the annotation of a GenBank genome assembly
AUGAUCCCCAAUAAAGAAAUACAACCCCCAUCUCCUUCACCAAAUUUUUGGCUUCAACAACGUUUAAAUUCUGAAGAGCCACUUAAUGAGGAAGAAGAAGAAUUAAUGAGUAUUUUAUUAAAUAAAUUUGGCAGAAAUAAUAAAAAUAAUUUAAAUUAUUUAAAAAAUGAGGAGGAUGAGGGAAAGGAGGAAUUAAUUUUAACAACAACAAAAACUUUAAAAACAAAUGUAAAAAUUAUUUAAAAAUUAAUUUUUAUUUUAUUUUAGGAUAUCAAUUUAUUUCCACAAAAAACCUUAUCUUCUUCGAAUAAUAUUUAUAACACAAAAAAUAUUAAAUACAAAAUAAUUUCAUCGCCUACACAAACACAAAAACAACAACCACCUAUUGGAAGUGUCCCCUUACC